Messenger RNA from Pseudonaja textilis, 1297 nucleotides. NCBI's taxonomy places the organism in Eukaryota, Metazoa, Chordata, Lepidosauria, Squamata, Elapidae. The record is from RefSeq and is a predicted model, not a curated record.
GAAUGGCGCCCGGGCCGGGCGGGGAGAGCGGCUGGUUCUGCUUCGGGUUCCGCUGGGCCGGCGGCGCGGAGGGCGGGCCGGAGCCGCUGCCGGCGGAGGGCGGCGGGCCGGUGCGGCGCGUGAGGCCGAGCUGGAGCUUCGCGGCGCUGGUGGCGGCCGGCGGGCCGGGGCGGGUGCGGCUGCAGGGCGCCGUGGGUGCGGCGCUGCCCCCCGACUGCCUGGACGCGCUGCCCUCCGAGACGCACGUGCUGCUGCUGCGGGAGGCCGCGCUGGAAGCCUGGCCCGUCGCCCCGGGGUCGGGCGCCCUCCUGGACGGGCGGCCGGCCUGGCGGAGGGAGCUGCGGGCGGCGGAGGCGGCGGCCAUAGAGCUGCCGCUGGUGCCCGGCGGCUACGUGGCCCCCCGGCCGCCCUUCUUCACAGCGCUGCCCGCCGCCCUCCCGGCUCGCCGGUUGCUGCUGGGCCUGGAGCACGCGCUGCUGCUGGCGGCCGGCGGGACGCUCUUCUCGUGGGGCGGCGGCAGGCACGGGCAGCUCGGGCACGGCGACCUGGAGAGCCGGCGGGAGCCGCGGGCGGUGGAGGCGCUGCAGGGCUUGGCGGUGGCGGCGGCGGCGGCGGGCGGCUGGCACUCGGCGGCCGUCAGCGAUGCGGGCGACCUGUACUUGUGGGGCUGGAACGAGGCCGGACAGCUCGGGCUGCCCUCCAAAAAGGCCAGCGAGGCUGCAGCCGCCGAAGAGGCCGGUGCGGCCCCGGGGAAUCGCCCCCUUUGCGGCGCCGGGCUGGACGGGGGCGCUGCGGACGGGCCCGGAGGCGACGAAGCGCCCUUCGUCUCGGUACAGCCCUUCCCCGCCCUGCUGGACUUGCCCGAGGAGGCCGAGGCGCCGGCCAUGUCUACACCUGGGGCUGGGGGAAAUAUGGCCAGUUGGGGCACCAGGAUGUGGCCACAUCUGACCGGCCAAGGAGAGUUUCCUACUUUGUGGAGAGGAAUCUCAGGGUGCAGGACGUGGUCUGUGGGCCGUGGACCACGUUUGUCGAAGCUGCCGAGAGUGGGCCGUGAAGAAGCCACAUCUGCCAGGCAUUUCUCUGGAGGCCGAGCAGCUUCUCGGAGCUCCAUCUGGAUUCAGCCGUCCCAGGAUGUCCCAUGAAGGAGAAUUUGGGGGGGGGGGGGCAAUGACACCCCGGGUUUCCUCGUGAGCCUCACGGGUGUUUCUUCAAGCAGUCCAGCCACGUUUACAUAUCAGAAGCACAACAUUAAAUGCAGAAUAAAAAUAUCUUUUAUGUAGAGCAAAGUCAGACAUUU